GGUCUUAAUGAGACAAACAAAUAAGACAGGUUGUGUGGUCGGUCUGGACCCUCGUUUAGGGGACUUUGUCGCGGCUCGCGCUCGGUUUAGUGUCCUCCAGGAAGUCUCAAAGAUGCUGCGUUUCACACAGAGACACAAAAACACCGGAGGUUGGACGGUUUUCCUCUCGAAACUCUUCCUGUCCGGACAACCCAAACACUCUGCUCGUCUUUUGUUUGUCUCCAUUUGAGCUGACAGCAGCAUGGACACCGGGGACAAAGAUAAUACCAAGUAUAAGUGGAUCCAGUGAGAAGGAAACCUGCAGGUGCUGCUUUAACAGGAAACAAAGAGCAGGUCUGUCUGCCUCACUCUGGAUCCCUGGUAACCAUGGAGACCAAGUUUGGGGAGAGACCAGAUGCAGGUGCCCUCAUCCGCAGCCCUCAGAGUGAAGCUGUGGCCAAUGAGCUGCAAGAGUUGUCCCUUCAGCCCGCCCCCACCCUGCCGCCUGUCAGAAAGAGGAAGGAAGUUCUGCAGCUGAAGCUACAACAGAGAAGGUCCAGAGCAGAGUUAGUCAACCAAGGGAUCAUGCCGCCCCUGAAAAGUUCAGCUUCCUUCCACGAACAGAGACGCAGCUUGGAGCGAGCGCGAACUGAGGACUAUCUCAAGAGGAAGAUCAAGAGUCGACCGGAGCGCUCUGAACUAAUCAGGAUGCACAUCCUUGAGGAGACGUCAGCGGAGCCGUCACUUCAGGCCAAGCAGCUGCAGCUGAAGAGAGCUCGCCUUGCCGAUGAUUUGAACGAUAAGAUCUCCCACCGGCCGGGGCCCAUGGAGCUGAUCCACAAAAAUAUCCUGCCUGUUCACUCCAGCAUUAAGCAGGCCAUUAUAGAGACACGGUUUCCAAAGCCUUCAGGUGAUAACUCGUCAUGUGAUGAAGACAGCAAUUACAGUUUGUCUCCAGAGCAGCCGAUGAGCCAGGAGUCUCCUCUGAGCCUGUUACCUCUGCCCUCUCCACCAGAGACGCAGGCUGGGAGCAGCAUCCCAUCACCAACACAAGUCUCCCCUCCUGCACCUCCCUUCCCCCCAAUCUCUGGCCCCUCCCCCUCAUUCAAGCUGACCAAUGGGACAGCAGCCUCAUCGAUCCAGAGGACAGGGGUGACUUUACAGAUAAAACCCCAGCUGAAACUAAACUCUGACCGCUCAGCGCAGAAACACAAGAAACCAAAAGACAACAAGCCAAAGAUUAAAAAGUUAAAAUACCAUCAGUACAUCCCUCCCGACCAGAAGGGAGAUAAAGAGCCUCCUCCCCAUCUGGACUCAUCUUAUGCCAAAAUCCUCCAGCAGCAGCAGCUCUUCCUGCAGCUCCAGAUCCUCAGUCAGCAGCAGCAGCACUAUAACUACCACGCCAUCCUGCCUGCACCACCCAAACCUCAGACUGAUCAGCAGCCACCUUCUUCUUCCUCCUCCAAUUCUACAAGCACCUCCUCCCCUGGUCAACUUGUCGCUGCUCCUUCAACAGCUCCCUCCAACCAGGGUGGUCACAACCGUCAGAGUUCAGCUCCUUUAGGUGGCACAAAACCAAUGUCUCUUCCUCCAAACCUGGAUGAAAUGAAGGUCGUAGAACUGAAGUCCGAGUUGAAGCUGCGCAGCUUGCCAGUCUCCGGCACCAAAAACGACCUAAUUGAGAGGCUGAGGACCUACCAGGAGCUGAAUGGAGGCAGCGACACUUCCUCCUCUCCGACAGCAGGGGGUACCACAGGGCCAGGGGCCGAAGGAGCAGGGAGAUCCUCCAAAUCUGGUGCAACCACCAACAACACAUCACAACAACAGCAACAGUUUCAGUGCUGUCAGACGUCAUCACUGACCGCUGAUGCAGGUAGCAGCGUGACCACUCCUCAGCAGCUCAUGACACAUGGUGGCACCGCCUCCACCCCAGCUGUCUCGCUCACCCCCUCUGACCGCUCACCAGGCGUCAUGAGCCCAGAAGAUACCGGCUUUAACAGCGACCCCUUGGGAGAAUUGAUGAGAUCCCCUCUGAGCCUCCAGCCACGUACAGCUGCUCAGCUUGCAGCCAACAUUAAAGAGGAGCCGAAGUGUUCGACCCCAGCACCUUGUCAAUUCUCUUCACAGCCAGCCUCUCUGCAGAAACACUGCCCGGUCUCAUCACUAACCACUACAACAUCAGCUCCAGUAGACAAAGACAGGAUGCUGCAGGAGAAAGACGAGCAGAUAGAAGAGCUGACCCGGAUGCUGAGGCAGAAGCAGAGGCUGGUGGACGUGUUGAGGAUGCAGCUGGAGCACGGGAACAGAGGAGCGCCAGAGCCGCUGGUUCUUCUAAGAGUUAAACAAGAACCCCCUGAUAAGCCCAGCGUCCCUGUCUCAUUCCCGACUCCUCCACCAUCCAUUUCGCGUGAGAUGGAUGUUAUCAAGGUAACUGUCAAACAGGAAGCCAUGGAGGCAGAGGAAGUUGCGAGUGAGGCAACAGUGCGAUUACUAGACAAUCAUAGAUUACCGCAAUCUUUGACCCAAACUCAGGAGACACAGCAGCAGAUUCACGUCCAAAUGAAACCGGAGCAGACGAACACACAGACAAAACAACAACAUGUGUGUCUGCAACAAACUGCUCUGCAGCUGAGACAGCAUCAGGCCAUACAGAAACUUUUGCUCCAACAGCAGCACAACAUUCACAACCAGCAGCAGACGAUUCAAAACUGUCAGACGGCAGAGAACCUGCGGACCCUUUCUCAGCAGAGGAAGAAGAAAUCUCACAAACAGCAGCUCAAACAACUCCAGCAGCAGCAGCAGCAACUGUUGCAGUCACAACAGCAGCACCAACAGUCAAAACAACAUCAGCAGCAGAUGCAGCUGAAGCAACAGAUUCUACUGAAGCAACAGAAAUCGUUUUCACAGGAGCAACAGCAGAAUAAACAACUGCAGCAAAUCCAGAUUCAGACCAAGAUACAUCUGCAGCAACAACAGGUGCAGCAGCAGACAGCACAGGUGUCUCAAGCACACCUCAGCCAGCAGUCAGCCUCAGCUCCCUCUUUCCCUCGGGAUCAUCUCAAGAGCGACUCCACACCAACUCUGGUCUCCGACUGCAACGGCAACCACUUCUUGAUUGCACUGACCAAUCACAUCACUGAGAACCAAAGAACUGAUGCACCUGGGAACAAAGCAACCAGUCAAAUCACACUCCAGCGACUACAGUCGACUCCGGCCAAGCUCCCGAGCCACAAACCUGUUCAGCUGCCUAAAGCUGAUAAUCAAACCAAACAGAGCACGCACAUGGGAUUUAUGAAACGAGAGACAAAGAAUGAGGGACCUCAAGUAUCUACAGACACACCUCAGCAGGACGUUGCUCAGUGUUUGUCAGCACCUCCCAGCCUGCAGCCUUUCUUCAAGGACCAGGAGACUGCUCCCUCACCAUCACCUCAAACUGAGUUGUGUCCGAGUCUUGAUGUCUUGUUUAGUCCUCUAUCUCCAGCUUCCAUUAAGACAGCUGCUUCAUCGCCUGAUAACAAAGAUACAGAGCAUGAAGAUGAUUUUAUUGACAUCAUUUUGCAGACAGGAGAAAUGUCCACCACCUUCAAACCAGCACCAGACCCUUCUCCGGACCAUCUAAAUCCACACUCGUCUCUUCCUCCCUCCCCACUCCAGCUGUUGCUAUCACCCGCCAUCCCACCCAGGUGUGACACCCCAAAGUCGGCCCCGUCGAUGCAGUCUGAGCCUCAGACUCUGGCCGACCCGACAGAGGAGAAACAACACAUCAGCAGCGCCGGAAGUGGACGCCUAGAGGACUUUCUCGAAAGCACCACCGGUAAGCCUCUCCUGGGGGUGGAGCCUGGAGGCCUGUUGACGUUAAUUGAUGACCUCCACAGUCAAAUGCUGUGCACCCCCAGCAUCCUGGACCAUCCCUUGUCUCCCAUGGAUACCUUCGACAUGGCAGCGGAGGGGGAGCAAGGGCUGGACGGUAUGGACUGGUUGGACGGUAUUGAACUGGUUGGAGCGAGUGGAGAGGAAACCCCCACACUGGCCCCACUCUGCCCCCAAACACCCUCUAGUGUCUUUUCCACUGACUUCCUGGACAGUUCUGACCUGCAGAUACACUGGGACUCCUGCUUGUAGUCGAACACAGGACUCGGUUGCACUUCGCUAGUUACACACAUGUACAAAAACAUUGACUGCUGAGGCUUCAGUAUCUGAUUAGAGCACUCUUUCUCUGUCUUCUCACACUCUGGUGUAUUGAAUCUUCAGGCACUUUGACCUUUAUUUAUUUAAUUGACACUCUGGUGUAUUGAUUCUUUGUGCAGACACUUAUUAGGCAGGUUCCUAAAUCUGUUCUGGCUUCUUCAGCAACAGUUUGAUGACAUGUUAGAGGGACUGAUGUGGAUUUGGACCUGAUAGCUGAUGUGACAUUUUAACUGAGCCAUGAACUUGUUGCUUACAUACGUAUACAUUAAUUUAAUUUUUUUCUUGACUCCACGUUACAAUGAAGGAGUAGAUUGUUUUCUGUGACCUUUGUCUAAUUAGGACUGCAACUCCUUAGUUGCCCUUUGUUGUAACGAUAAUCAAUAGUUUACCACUACAACUAAUCAAUAACAAAAGUUAAGGUAAAGACAAUGAUUUUCUAGUAACAUCAUAGUUAUAGGAUGAACUAGAGAUGUUUGCAGACAAGCUGCCCACUGACGUGGCCAUAUUUUGAAAGACGUAAUUUGAGGUGUUUUUUUCUGAUUCUGUUUUUCGAAACAUUGUGACAGUGUCCAUGUUUUAGACAUAAUUUUGGUUCUUGUGCAGGUUACAGCACUGGAAGUUUUACUAGAGUUUGUAUCCUAUGGGACAUUACAGUACAACUGUAUCAUUUAAAAAGUUAUGAUACCAAUGCCAUUGACAAGGUGAUACCGAUACCAUUAAUGAGUGACAUGGGCUGAAAAUGAUUUUGCGAUAUUUUUAGGCUAUAUCUCGAUAUGCAAUAUAUAUCUCAAUAUUUUUGAAUAUCUGAUAUGAGAAAAUCUAAUACCAAAAUGUUGUGGGCUAAAUAUCUAUUGAUAUUUCAACGAUGAUGUAAGGUUGACUAUCGGUGCUCUCACAAUUAAUCUCAUUAUUUACACCAUGAGAUUUUUGAUAGAUGAUCUGGAUAUACUAUAGUAAGAUCUUAAUGUGGAUAUAAGUGGGUAAGGACAAAUAUAUUGACAACACUUUAAUUUGUAGUUUUAUCAUGUUUGAGAAAGAGAUUUGCAAGAAGUAUCAUGAAUUCUCCUCAGUUAAAAAAAAAUACUGAGCACUUCGCAGCAGUCAGUGUUAAUGACUGUGUACUCAGGAUGCUGCGGUGACAGAAAAGCACACGAUGUUUCUUUGUUAGAAUGUAUGAGAGUGUAUUAAUAUGACUUAUCGCAGAUAAUUUUAAAAGAUAAAAGAGUGUUAGAGAUAUGUCAUAGAGAUGCCUGCCUUCUCUCUAGUAUAAUGAGACUUGAUGGCAACAUUUAAAAAAAAACUCAACAGCAAUGUCUUUUUUCAGAAAUCAUGAUCCGAUUACUCAAGAUAAUCCACUGACCUUGUUGUGAGCAGUUUCAUGUAGGAACUAUUUUCUUUCUACCAAACUACACCCAGCAACGGUAUCACUGCGCAGGGGGAAGCAUGCAGUACAAUGGUCCAAUUUAUCUGGGACAAAGGCUUGAUAUUAAAGAAAUAUUUGAUA
Plectropomus leopardus (leopard coralgrouper) is the source of this 5671-nucleotide messenger RNA. Its product is annotated as myocardin-related transcription factor A-like. Gene Ontology annotation, molecular function: transcription coactivator activity. Gene Ontology annotation, cellular component: nucleus. Lineage: Eukaryota; Metazoa; Chordata; Actinopteri; Perciformes; Serranidae. Gene Ontology annotation, biological process: positive regulation of transcription by RNA polymerase II; smooth muscle cell differentiation. The record is from RefSeq and is a predicted model, not a curated record.